GCUGUUCCCCGCCAUCGCUGCCGCGUAUAAAUGGACACCUUCUCCGAACAAAUCACUAACCAAAGUCAUCGGCAGACACGGCAGAUCCCAGGAUGCGAAAGUCAACCAUAGCACUGCUGCUGGUGGGAGCCCUAUGCGCUCUGGCAACACUGGAAGUGGCCGAGGCACACAAGGGUAGUGGCAAAGGGGACGGAAGUAGCGAGGAGUUGGGCAAAGGCAAAAAGGGAAAUUCGCCGGGAAAGGGCAAGUGGGAACCCCCGAAAAAGAAGAACAAAGGGGAGUUGAAGGACAUGAAGGGAAAAGGGGGUAAGCAAGACGAAGAGGAAGAAGAUUUGCCACCGAAGAAGGGUUCAAAGGGAGGUAAAAAGACAACGGUAAAGGUGACGACUACCACAAAGAAACCAAAAAAGACGACCAAGACAAGCAAGAAGGGCAAGAAUACCACAGGAACGACUAAGAAACCAAAGGCAACUACGAUUCCUGCUUGGUUGAGCAGUACAACGCAGCUGGACGAAAAGACCACACAGCCUGCUUGGACGGAAGAGGUGACAGAACCUUCCACCUCGACCACUCCGGAGCCUACUACCACGACAACGACAGAACCCACUACGACCUCAACAACAACGAGUACAGAUCCAACGACCACAACGACGACGUCUACGGAAGCUACUACAACUACGACAACCACUACUACGGAACCGCCAACAACGACGACGACUACAGCAACAACAACUCCGGAACCUACUACGACCACCUCGACAACUCAGGAACCAACAACAACUUCAGCACCGGUUCCUGCCAUGGAAGCUGAACCGACCUCUCCGAUCAAAGCGCCAGCUUUGGAGUCCAAUCCAAACAACAAGGUUAAACCGGGAGAUGAUCGGUUCGGAUCAGGAUCUGGAUCUAUUUAUGGAUCCGGGUCUGGUUCUGGAUCAGAAUCUGGAUCUGGUUCUGGCUACGGUUCCGGUUCCAAAUUUGGCUCCAGUUCCUACGGUUCCGGUUCCAACUAUGGCUUCGGUUCCAAGAAAAAAGACGAUGACUGGAAGGGAGGCCGUGGAAAGGGCAAGCCAGAUGACGAAUUAGACGACUUUUUGGUAUCGUUUGGAAGCAAGGGCAAAGGCAACGGUAACAAGUUUCAUGACUACCUACCGAGCGUUUCCAAGGGAAACAACGGUGGGCAGAAGGAAGUGACUAUCGGAAGUACUGGAAAGUCCGGUAACAAAAAACCGUUCUAUUAAAAGUCGAUGAGAAUAAAUGAGCUUGCAU
Molecule: messenger RNA, 1266 nt
Organism: Culex pipiens pallens (northern house mosquito)
Lineage: Eukaryota; Metazoa; Arthropoda; Insecta; Diptera; Culicidae
Exons: 2
Coding region: 93-1238 (381 amino acids)
Source: RefSeq, a predicted model, not a curated record